Tachysurus fulvidraco (yellow catfish) is the source of this 3909-nucleotide messenger RNA. It is a transcript of the gene nrd1a, whose product is annotated as nardilysin a (N-arginine dibasic convertase). Bases 331 to 3531 code for a protein of 1066 amino acids. Gene Ontology annotation, biological process: proteolysis. Gene Ontology annotation, molecular function: metal ion binding; metalloendopeptidase activity. The record is from RefSeq and is a predicted model, not a curated record. The transcript is spliced from 31 exons. Lineage: Eukaryota; Metazoa; Chordata; Actinopteri; Siluriformes; Bagridae.
GUGUGUGUGUGUGUGUGUGUGUGUGUGUGUGUGUGUGUGUGUGUGUGUGUGUGUGUGUGAGACACUUAACGGAAUAACGGUGCUCGCGUGUUAACCGGAAACUAUGUGACAUGUUAAAAUACAUUGAGGCGCACGUGCUGUAGCUGACUCCCGCUGACGCGCACGUGCUGUAGAGCGCGAGCUUCCACACUGUUCUAUAGAGACAAAGGCGCAGUGUGUAGAAGUGUGUAGAGUUUGUGGUGAGCUGAUGGGUUUAACUCGGGUUUAACUGCUCAAACUGGGGACCUGAAUUUCUCACCUCGUGUACAAUGUUCAUUACUCCGUGUCGCAAUGCCCAAUAAGUCCAAACAGAGUGGGGGGGGUGUGUCAGCUCAGAGCGCUGCUCAGGACCCUGCACAACCCGACCCAGGACCGGCACAGCAGGAGAACCGAGGGGACGAUGACAUCAUCAGAUCUCCCAGUGACCCCAAACAGUACAGGUACAUAGAACUGAAUAACGGUCUUCGUGCUUUGCUGAUAUCAGACUUCAGCAGCUCUGAAGGGAAAUCAGAUGAUGAUGACGAAGGUGAUGAUGAGGAGGAGGAGGAGGAGGAGGAGGAAGAUGAUGAUUCAGGAGAAGGGACAGAUGAUGAGUUGGAGGAAGAUGAUGAUGAGCAGGACAGUGAGGAUGAGGAGAAGGAGGUGAAGAAGAAGAAGGAUUCAGAGAAGCAGUCCGCAGCAGCCCUGUGUAUCGGUGUGGGGAGUUUCAGUGACCCAGAGGACCUGCCGGGUCUCGCACACUUCCUGGAACACAUGGUGUUUAUGGGCAGUAAAAAAUAUCCUCGUGAGAAUGGAUUCGAUGCCUUCCUAAAGAAACAUGGCGGCAGUGAUAAUGCCUCUACUGACUGUGAGAGGACCGUGUUCCAGUUUGACGUGCAGAGGAGGAGAUUUCGAGAAGCUCUCGACAGAUGGGCUCAGUUCUUCAUCUGUCCUCUCAUGAUCAGAGACGCCAUCGACAGAGAGGUGGAGGCAGUGGACAGCGAGUAUCAGUUAGCGAAGCCGUCGGACUCGCACCGUAAGGAGAUGCUGUUUGGCAGUCUGGCUAAACCUCAUCACCCCAUGGCCAAGUUCUGCUGGGGGAACACACAGACUCUGAAGACGGAGCCGAAGAAAAACAAGAUAAACGUGUACAAGCGUCUGAGACAGUUCUGGAAGAGACAUUACUCGGCUCACUACAUGACGCUAGCCGUUCAGUCCAAAGAGACACUGGACACUCUGGAGCAGUGGGUCAGAGACAUCUUUAGCAGUGUCCCUAACAAUGGUCUGCCCAGACACGACUUCUCUCACCUCCUGGAGCCGUUUGACACUCCGGCCUUCAACAAGCUGUACCGAGUGGUACCUGUGAGAAAAGAACACUCCCUCACCAUCACCUGGGCAUUGCCCCCUCAGGAGAAACACUACAGGGUAAAGCCGUUACAUUAUCUGGCUUGGCUCAUUGGUCAUGAAGGAGCCGGCAGCAUCCUGUCUCUGCUUCGGAAGAAGUGCUGGGCAUUAGCUCUGUAUGGUGGUAACAGUGAGACUGGGUUUGAUCAGAACUCCACCUACUCUGUCUUCAGCAUCAACAUCACUCUCACUGACCAAGGCUUCCAAAACUUCUACCAGGUGACUGAUCUGGUGUUUCAGUACGUAAAGAUGCUGCAGCGUCUCGGACCUCAGAGCAGAAUUUAUGAAGAAAUCCAGAAGAUUGAAGCUAACGAGUUCCACUACCUAGAGCAGACCGAUCCAAUAGAGUAUGUGGAGGACGUGUGUGAGAACAUGCAGCUGUUCCCUAAAGAGGAUUUCCUGACAGGAGAUCAGCUUCUGUUUGAGUUUAAUCCUGAGGUGAUCGGCUCGGUCCUAAAUCUCCUCACUCCAGAUAAAGUCAACUUGCUACUGCUGUCUCCAGAACAUGAGGGCUGUUGUCCUCUGCAGGAGAAGUGGUUUAGCACUCAGUACAACGUUGAGGAUAUUCAGCAGCAGUGGAGAGAUCGCUGGGCCUCAGAAUUUGAACUAAACUCAGAUUUCCACCUUCCUGCUGAAAACCAGUUCAUCGCAACGGACUUUACGCUAAAACCCUUAGUCUGUGAGGACACAGAGUUUCCUGUUAAAGUCAUAGGAACUGACCGAGGGUGUGUGUGGUACAAAAAGGACAACAAAUUCAAAAUCCCUAAAGCUUAUGUGUGGUUCCAUCUCAUCUCCCCACUGGUUCAGAAGUCCCCUAAGAAUCUGUUUCUAUUUGACGUGAUGGUGAACGUCUUGCUGUAUAACGUGUCAGAACCUGCAUAUGAGGCUGACGUGGCUCAGCUUGAGUACAAACUCACAGCAGAGGAACAUGGACUUGUCAUCAAGGUCAAAGGGUUUAAUCAUAAACUACGGCUGCUGUUUAACCUGAUUGUGGAUCAUCUGGCCGAUUUCUCAGCACCGGCGGACGUCUUCAACAUGUUCACAGAGCAGCUGAAGAAAUCUUACUUUAACAUCCUGAUAAAGCCGGAGAAACUCGCCAAGGACGUGCGCUUGUUGAUCCUGGAGGCUGAGCGGUGGUCAGUGAUGGAGAAACACCAGGCCGUGGUGGAGGGGAUCAGUGUGAACGAGCUGAUGGAGUUUGUGCGAGGCUUUAAGGAGGAGCUUUAUGCCGAGGGACUGGUGCAGGGGAACCUCACUGACACGGAGGCCGUGGACUUCCUGACCUACGUCACACAUAAACUAAAGUACAGGAAGUUGUCAGCAGAAGUUCCUGUUCAGUUCAGGGUGGUGGAGCUGCCACAGACACACAGUGUGUGUAAAGUGAAAUCUCUCAACAAAGGAGAUGCGAAUUCAGAAGUUACUGUUUAUUACCAGUCUGGAGCAAAGAAUCUGCGAGAACACACACUGAUGGAGCUGCUGGUGAUGCACAUGGAGGAACCAUGUUUCGACUUUCUCAGGACUAAAGAGACUUUGGGGUAUCACGUGUACCCCACCUGUAGAAACACGUCCGGCAUCCUCGGCUUCUCCGUCACCGUAGAAACGCAGGCCACCAAGUUCAGUACAGAGCAUGUAGAGAUGAAGAUGGAGGAGUUCUUGCAGAGCUUUGGUGAGACGUUGGCGGCGCUGACAGAUGAUGCGUUCAGGACUCAUGUGACUGCGCUGGUGAAGCUGAAGCAGUGUGAGGACACACACUUGGGUGAGGAGGUGGAGCGACACUGGAACGAGGUCAUAACCCAACAGUACGUGUUUGACCGACUCCACAACGAGAUCGAGGCUUUGAAGCUGAUCAGUAAAGUGGAGCUGAUUGACUGGUUCCUGCAGCACAGAUCUCAGAUCAGCAGGAGACUCAGUGUACACGUUGUGGGAUUCGGGUGUCAGGAGAACGACCCCCCCGCUGAGGAGGAACCGGAGACGUCUCAGUACGGUGAAGUGUCCAAACUGGUGUUCCUCUGUCCGUCACACACACUCCCCUCUGACAUCAUCAUCUCUGACAUCAGAGCUUUCACACACACACUCACACUGUAUCCAUACCACAAAAUCCUCCAGUAAACACACACACUAAACUAACUAAACUAAAAAGCAUGUUUUUAUUAAAACACAGGAGCUGCUUUAAGAGAUGCUGGUUUGUGUGUGUGUGUGUGUGUGUGUGUGUGUGUGUGUGUGUGUGUGUGUGUGUGUGUGUGUGUGUGUGUUGUCUGACUCUGACUCCUACUUCCUACUGUCCAUCCUCUCCCAUAUAAACGAUCUCGCACACACCCAUGAGGGAGAUGAAGCCCCGCCCACCGAGACACCAAGGACAUUUUCACAAUCCACUGUAAAGGUUCACUGUCUCAGGAUGGACAUGAACCAGCGCUGUCUCAGAGAAAUAAAGCUCAUGAUGUAGCACAACUAACUGUAAUAAAUUAGAAAAUAAAGAAAUUAAGAAUA